AGUCACGGGCGAUUUAGGUGUGACACGGAAAUUUUCUUAAGCCCGAAAACCCCACAAAAGUUGCCCAAAACCUCUUUAAUAUUUGAUUUUUUGUAGUCAGAUAUUUAAUUUAUAUCUCUGCACGAAAAGUUAAACAUGAAAAACAAAACCAAAAAGACUAUAAGCCAUCUAAAAACUGGACAUAGAAAAUCAAAUUCCAUUCUCGUCAACAUACGUUCAAAUCCUCAUUAUAUUGGCAAACGUCCAAGUAAACGUAAAAUUAUAAAAUUUUAUAAAGAUCUUUUAACAUUUUAUGAAGACGAAGAUACAACGAUUCAAAAGCCUAAAACUUCCAAGACGUUUCAAUCAAAAAAGACACUUAAUGUUGGCCAUGUUAAGAAAAUUACUAAAAAACAAACAACUAUCAAUAAAAGACAAGUAAAAAAUUCUGAUGCGUUAAUUUUGAAACGUAAAAAUCAAACUCGCAAUAAGUCAAACGCUAAGAUAUCUACUAAAAACAAAUCAAAUUCAAUUAAUGUGGAAAUACCAUCCGAAGCUGUCAAACAUAUGAAUCCGAUUGUAUUGAUCGAAAGAAUUCCACAAGACAUUAUAGACUAUUAUAUGUCUAGUAAAAAAACUCAUGCAGACGAAAUAGUAAAUAAUUCUGGUGAACAAGAAAAUGUAAGAAUUAACAAUUCUGAAACCCACAAGACGUAUCGAAAAAAGAAUAGAACUCCUGUCAUCAACAUCAACAUACGUACAAAUCCUCAUUAUGUUGGCAAACGUCCAAAUAAACGUAAAAUUAUAAAAUUUUAUAAAGAUCUUUUAACAUUUGAUGAAGACGAGGAUUCGAGGAUUCAAAAGCCUGAAACUUUUAAGACUUAUCAAUCAAAGAAGAGAACUCAUCUCGACGACGUUAACGAUUCACGUAAAAAACUUAGACUAACAAAUAAAUAUGAAGACAAAGUAAAUAAUUCUUAUACUCUUAAUUCAAAUCGUAAGAAUAAAACUCCUGACGUGUCAAACGUCGAGAUAUCUACUGAAAACAAAUCAAAUCCAAUUAAUGUGGAAAUACCAUCCGAUAAAGUCAAUCAUAUGAAUCCUUUUGUGUUGCUCAAAAGAAUUCCGCAAGAAAUUAUAGACUCCUAUGUGUUUAAUAAAACAAUUAAUACAAUCGAACUAGAAAAAUUAGUAAAUAACAUAGAACUAUCUAACAAUGUUGAUGGCAUAAAUAAUUUUGAUACACCAACUGAUAAUCCUACAAAAAAUAAAAAGUUAUCUACGAAUAGCUCUACAAAGAAAGUUUCUAAGAAAAAACGAUCAAAAAGAUCUAGAUUCAAUUGAUGAACUCGUCUAAACAUUUAAUUUUGAUAAAUCAUGA
Molecule: messenger RNA, 1360 nt
Organism: Daktulosphaira vitifoliae (grape phylloxera)
Lineage: Eukaryota; Metazoa; Arthropoda; Insecta; Hemiptera; Phylloxeridae
Exons: 3
Coding region: 136-1323 (395 amino acids)
Source: RefSeq, a predicted model, not a curated record